UCUCUCUCUCUCUCUCUCUCUCUCUCUCUCUCACGCACUUGCAACACAGAGCAGCAAUGUCCGACGUCGUGGUCCCAGAAGUGGUGUUGAGCUCGGGCGCGAGGAUGCCGCUGAUCGGGAUGGGUGGGGCAACGAGCAAUCUGCCGCCGCCCGACGUGCUGACAUCCAUAUUCCUCGACGCCAUCGAAGUCGGGUACCGCCACUUCGACACGGCGGCGUGCUACGGCUCCGAAGAGGCGCUUGGCCGGGCAGUCGCUGAGGCCCUGGACCGAGGGCUCGUCAAGAGACGUGGGGACAUCUUCAUCGCCACUAAACUCUGGUGCACCGACGCUCAUCCGGGUCUCGUUCUUCCCGCCCUCAAGAAGUCUCUCCAGAGGCUCGGGUUAGAGUAUGUGGAUCUCUAUCUAAUCCACUGGCCAAUAAGAGUGAAGGAAGGAACCGAAGGGUUCGAUUUCAAGGGCAAAAUGUUGCCCUUUGACGUGAAAGGGACAUGGAAGGCCAUGGAAGAGUGCUCCAAACUAGGCUUGGCCAAGUCCAUUGGAGUCAGCAAUUUUGGCACCAAGAAGCUCUCCCAAAUCCUCAUGCACGCCACAAUUCCUCCUGCUGUUAACCAGGUGGAGAUGAAUGUGGGAUGGCAACAAGGGAAGCUGAGGGAAUAUUGCAGAGAGAAGGGAAUACAUGUGAGUGCCUGGUCCCCAUUGGGCGCGAAUGGAGCUCCUUGGGGUUCAUCUGUGGUUAUGGAGAGUCUUAUGCUUAAGGAGAUUGCUAUCGCCAGAGGAAAGACCGUGGCUCAGGUUGCACUGAGAUGGAUACAUGAGCAAGGGGCAAGCGUGAUAGUGAAGAGCUUCAACAAAGAGAGAAUGAAGGAGAACCUGCAAAUCCUGGAUUGGGAACUUAGCCAAGAGGAGUCGGACAAGAUCAAGCUUCAAAUCCUGCAAAGGAGAGGAUUUUCUGGCGAAGCGCUCAUUUUCGAGGAUGGGCCUUACAAGUCAUUGGAUGAGCUCUGGGAUGGAGAUCAUUGAAUUAGAUCACACACCUGAUGAUUUAUACAUGAUGAUCAUGUAUCGCUCGCUCUGAUGAUCACUUGAGGAUGACAAUGAUUAAUAAUUGCAAAUGUUGUCUUCUAUUUGCGCUUUUCAAAUUAUGUGAAAACAACCUUGUGUUUUCACUGUU
This is a messenger RNA of Rhodamnia argentea, 1173 nucleotides long. RefSeq names its product methylecgonone reductase-like. Lineage: Eukaryota; Viridiplantae; Streptophyta; Magnoliopsida; Myrtales; Myrtaceae. The record is from RefSeq and is a predicted model, not a curated record. Gene Ontology annotation, molecular function: aldose reductase (NADPH) activity. Bases 57 to 1022 code for a protein of 321 amino acids. The transcript has 6 exons. Gene Ontology annotation, cellular component: cytosol.